Monomorium pharaonis (pharaoh ant) is the source of this 7690-nucleotide messenger RNA. It is a transcript of the gene Duox, whose product is annotated as dual oxidase. Gene Ontology annotation, cellular component: NADPH oxidase complex; plasma membrane. Lineage: Eukaryota; Metazoa; Arthropoda; Insecta; Hymenoptera; Formicidae. The transcript has 20 exons. The record is from RefSeq and is a predicted model, not a curated record. Gene Ontology annotation, biological process: response to oxidative stress; defense response; superoxide anion generation. Gene Ontology annotation, molecular function: superoxide-generating NAD(P)H oxidase activity; heme binding; peroxidase activity. Bases 2918 to 7453 code for a protein of 1511 amino acids.
UCUCGCGAACGAUGAGGGUGAAGGACCUCGCGCUUCCGAAAGGAAGAAGCGAUCGCGUGUACGCACCGUACGCAAUAAUAUGCGUGCGCUCGCCUUUCCCAAGUGCGAUUCGUGCCAAGGGCGAUAAAAGAUUUCGGCCAGUAGUCGAGAACAGCAGAACGCGAUUUCUCUCUCCGGGUUGAGUCACAAUGCGAGCUCGCCGCACCUUUGUGUCCGGCCGCUAAAAGCACCGAAUCAUCGUCGAAUCUCCCCGGAUUCCGACGAGCGCGAUCCAGUUAAGCCACGUGCAAACAUAUUACAUGAUGCGAAUCCAGAGAAAAAAUGGAAACGGAGGUCUACGGUUUUGAAAUGAGAGCGCGGUGUGCUAUUAAUUAAAACACGUAAUGCUAAUUAUUCCGAACGGUAUAACAGUAUUGUUCAGGAUAAUUAUCGUUACGUAUUUUAAGCAUGCGGUGACUGUUCGAAGAGUUCUGCAGAUAUGAAUAUGUAACUGAGAAGAGAGAGAAAAAUUAUUUGCAUAAUUUUGUCGCAUUAUCUUUUGUAAUGUCAUUAGAGAGAUUUUUGCGAAUAUAAUGCGAGAUGAUUGUCUUGCAUAUUAUAUUAAUAAUACAGAUUUUGUUUGUAUUUCUUGAGCACUUCUUUCAAGAAGUGAGUUACAUUUCGGAUUCGGCUCCAUUUUUCCCUGCGUUUUGUUUUCAACAAUUGGUCAUUUCUUUUUCUUUUAUAUAGAUAUGAAAAUAUUUUUAGACGAUAUUAUAUCGUUUUUACGAUAUUUUACCAAAUUUGCAGUUCGAUUUCUAACUUUCAAAGGCGUCUAACAAACGUUUAACUCUCACUGUCGUCAAAACAAACCACUUUGUUAGAAUUAAAAUUUCUCCGGCGAGAUAUUAUAAAAGAUGGCGAAAUUAUGCAACUAUAAAGUUUUCUUCCCAGCGUUAUCCAUACGUUGAUUCGCAAAAACUUGUCAAACAUCUCUCGUAAUAUGAAAGUCACAUAGAUUUGAAGAUUAAUGAUUUUAAGUACAUUUUAGAUCCUUAUUCAAACAUUCAGGACUUCUGUGCCGUUUGAUUAUAUUGAUUAUAACAUUGUUUGAUCAAAUGUAAUGUGUUCGACGUACGCAAAUACAGACCCAACUCGAGUGUCGGCUCUGUAUUUGUAUUGACGUCGGUACGUCAUGCAUCAGCGUGUUAUCCUACUCUUUCCGAUCGUCGUUUGUCAGCGCGUAAACGGUGACACGGAUUUUCUUCUCAUUUUCACUUGGAAAGAACGGGGGCUCCGCCAAAGAAGAAAGAAGGAAGGAGGGGGGGGGGAGAGUCGCCGGGAAUGCCGCGGGUGAGAUUACGCGAACGUGCCUCCCGUGUCCUCCGUGUCGUCUCCAACCGACGUGCGCAUCGGCACUGUCCAUCCGACGUGCGCUCGACCUUGAAACGACCGGCGGGGACUCGAGAGAGGUUUCGCCUUGGGUAAUCGGUGCCGCGGACUCGAAAACUAGGCCUGUGCUCGCGGUGACGUCGCCGCGCGCCGCAUCGCGCCUGAGCGUACAGUGGUUUUUCAACCGGUACGGCAACCGUGGGAUCGGCGCGCAAGUGCACGCGCUUCUCUCGAGUGCCUUGUUCCCGCAAACGUUAGCUUAAAACCCAGUGAGAAAUAGUACAUCGAAUCGAAUCAUCAUUUCGAUGUCGAUUCGACGUCGAAUUGAUGUCGAAUUCAUUAUCGUUUCUCGCUGAGAAUGGAUGAUACGUUCCCCGAAGAACUGCGCGAAUCCCAGUCGGCUCUGAUAGUUUAAUUAGAACCCUACGCGGGUUUAGGUGUCCAACAAAAGACUCCCCAAAUGCAAUACUGGUAGAAUACGAGAUUUCAAUUAAAACCGUAAUGGUAUAAUAUUUUGUAGCAGUUGUAGGGUAGACGGACCAAAUCAAAAUGAGCAUUGUGAUCAUAUUCGUUCAUGUUCUGAUCGAAACUUGUCAUUCCGAUCCGAUUCGCCUCGGUCCACCCUAUCGAUUAACGACGACAGACGGAACCGAAGAUAUGUCGAAUGUAAAUGCAAGUCUUCGGUCUCUCCUCCAAAAGCGCCGUACGAAAAAAACGGCUGAAGAGCACUGAGAGGCCGACGACGACGCCGUAGCUCGCGGAGGAGGCGGCGAGAGGGACAAGACACGGAGGAGGACGACGACGAGGAGGAAGAGGAGGAGGAGAAGAAGGAGGCGCGCGCGCGCUCGCGGUAACGAAACAAAUAGGCCGGCGACUUUCACCGCGCGACCAAGAGCGACUGUAUGGUGGCGGAGGCGCAGACCGGAGCGCACAGUCAGAUCCACACAGUCCAAGAGACAGCCGACCGUUCUUGAGGGGCUCUCGCACGCGCGCGCGCGCGUACUAUCGUCGGCUCCUCCGCGAGAGAUUUCCUCGACGGGUCUGAUGCCGGGCCGGAGAGGCCGCGGAUGGUGAUCUCGCACCUCUCGCGGGACCAGGCACACACGUGGUGCUCCGUAAGUGCGCGAGUGCGCUCUACCUCCUUUCCUCGCGUUUGCCUUCUCUCACCCGCGCGCCCGACGCACGUGAUCGUCACAUCCGGGCCGAUCGAAAGAUCCCACGGUGGCAUUUUUACACCUCGCGCGCGCUUAAAUUCUCUCUGUCUCUCUUCCUCGGAUCGCCAGGUGAACCGCCGCAUUCGGCCUCUCGAACCGGUCCGUGUUUUUUGGCGAACCCGAGGAUUCGUAUGUGCCGCGCGACGACGGCUGGGCACGUUCUCGUCGCGUCCGCUGGUCGACGGCACCAACGGCAUGCGUCCCCGAAAAUACCGCUGGUAAAAGCGAGGGGAAGAAAGUGAGAAAGAGGGUGCGGAAAAAAAAGGGACGCUUUGUGUGGCAUGAGAGAAAUGCACGGGCGUGGACCAGGCGAGAGCGAGUGACACACGACGAUGACACGACGACGACCGCCGGCCCGCAGCAUCGCGCCGCUCUGCGCGAUCGCUUGGGCGUUCUGGAUCGUGUUACCCGCUGAAACCAAAGCGGGGCCUAAUUAUGCGGACAAUAAACAGAGAUACGAUGGGUUUUAUAAUAAUCUAGCUCAUCCUGAUUGGGGUGCAAUCGACAGUAGGCUAAUCCGAAAGGUCCCGGCGGCAUAUUCCGAUGGUGUGUACGCGAUGGCUGGCCAAGACAGGCCAUCCCCUCGGAAGCUCAGCGACCUGUUCAUGCAAGGUGACGACGGUCUGCCAUCGGUGAAAAAUCGAACCGCAUUGUUCGCCUUUUUCGGACAGCUGGUCACGUCGGAGAUAAUCAUGGCCAGCGAAAGUGGUUGCCCCAUAGAAUUUCAUCGGAUCGACGUGGACAAAUGCGAUCCGGUUUUCGACAAGGAGUGCCAAGGUAGCAAGUACAUUCCGUUUCUGCGAGCGGAUUACGACCGUCUUACCGGGCGCAGCCCCAACAGCCCGCGGGAGCAGAUAAAUAAAGUCACGAGCUGGAUCGAUGGCAGCUUCGUCUAUUCGAGCAGCGAGGCGUGGGCCAAUACAAUGCGCGCGUUCGAGAACGGCAGCCUUCUCAUGGAGCGAACGAGACAGUUUCCCGUGAGGAACACCAUGCGCGCGCCCCUCUUCAACCACGCGGUGCCGCACGUCAUGCGAAUGCUCAGCCCGGAGCGCCUGUAUCUCCUCGGCGACCCGAGAACGAAUCAGCACCCGCCGCUGUUGGCCCUGGGAAUCUUGUUCUAUCGAUAUCACAAUGUCAUAGCGGCUCGUAUACACAGACAGCAUCCUGGCAUGUCCGACGAAGAAGUUUUUCAAAAGGCACGUCAGAUGGUCACCGGGACGAUUCAGAAUAUAAUCCUUUACGAGUAUCUUCCGGCAUUGCUAAACGAGGAUCUGCCGUCGUACACCGGUUAUAAACCAGAUUUACAUCCGGGUAUUAGUCACAUCUUUCAAAGUGCCGCUUUUCGUUUCGGUCACACUCUUAUACCGCCGGGCAUAUAUCGGCGAGACGAAAAUUGCAAGUACAGAAAGACCAACACAGGCCAGCCAGCAAUGAGACUUUGCUCCACAUGGUGGGACUCGAACGAGGUUUUAGCUAACAGCACGAUCGAGGAGCUGAUAAUGGGGAUGGCGUCGCAGUUAGCGGAGAAGGAGGACAAUCUUCUCGGCACCGACAUCCGGAACAAUCUCUUCGGACCUAUGGAGUUCUCGCGCCGGGAUCUCGGCGCCCUGAACAUCAUGCGCGGUCGCGACAACGGUCUUCCGGACUACAACACGGCCAGGGCGCGCUUCAAGCUGGCGAAGCGCAAGACGUGGAACGAGAUCAAUCCGGAAUUAUUCAACAAGAACCCGUCGCUGCUGCGCACCCUCAUCGAAAUUUAUUCGAAUAAUCUCAACAACGUCGACGUAUACGUCGGAGGGAUGCUCGAGUCCAAGGGCGGACCAGGCGAGCUCUUCACAGCGGUUAUAAAGGAACAAUUCCUCCGUUUGCGCGACUCCGACAGGUUCUGGUUCGAGAACGAGGAAAACGGCAUUUUCACGAGAGGUGAAAUAGAGGAAAUCCGCCGUGUUACUCUGUGGGACGUGAUCAUAAACGCGACCGGCAUUCCACCCGACGCGAUCCAAAGACGAGUGUUCGUUUGGCAAGAUGGCGAUCCGUGUCCCCAGCCUUUUCAGUUGAAUUCGACGAUGCUCGAACCCUGCGUCCCCCUACAGCGCUAUGACUACUUUGAGGGUAGCGAACUCGUCUACAUCUACGCGUGCGUGUUCCUUGGAUUCGUUCCGAUUCUCUGCGCCGGUGCGGGAUACGGAUUGGUGAAACUACAGAACAGACGACGGCGUAGAUUGAAAAUACUUCAAGAGGCAAUCCAAAAGCGAAGCGACGGCCGGAUCUGCGUUGAUAAGAUGAUCGUACGCGAGUGGCUGCACGCGAAUCAUCGCCGUCUCGUAAAGGUGAAAUUCGGACCGGAAGCGGCGUUGCACAUCGUCGAUCGAAAGGGGGAGAAACUGCGCACGUUUGACUUUAGCGGCGUCAACACCAUAAUUAUGGAAGAAUCGCAGGAGAGUGAAACCGGACGUCGUAAGGCCCUAGUGCUGUUACGUAUACCGCGCGAUUACGACCUUGUCCUUGAACUCGAUUCGUUGGCUUCGCGUAGAAAGUUCAUUGCGAAAUUGGAGGCGUUUCUGGCGUCGCAAAAAAAGCAUUUCACACUCACGCCAAUUGCGCGGGAUAUCAUGCUGGCAAAAGCGGAAACCAAGGAGCGCCGGCAAAAGAAGCUCGAACAGUUCUUUAGAGAAGCAUACGCGUUGACUUUCGGCUUACGGCCCGGCGAACGGAGGCGGCGAUCCGAAGACAGUGACACCGGGGAGGUCGUCACGGUGAUGAGGACGUCGCUCUCCAAGAGCGAAUUCGCGAGUGCCCUUGGCAUGCGGCCGGACGCGGUCUUCGUGAAGAAGAUGUUCAACAUCGUUGACAAGGACGGCGACGGCCGGAUCUCCUUCCAGGAAUUCUUGGACACGGUCUUGCUGUUCUCGCGCGGCAAAACCGAGGACAAGUUGCGCAUCAUCUUCGACAUGUGCGAUAAGGACAGCAACGGCGUGAUCGACAAGGAGGAGCUGUCGGAGAUGCUGAGGUCGCUUGUGGAGAUAGCGCGUACCACGAGUCUCUCAGAUGACCACGUCACGGAACUGAUCGACGGCAUGUUCCAGGACGCCGGGCUCGAGAGGAAGGACUACCUCACGUACAAUGACUUCAAAUUGAUGAUGAAGGAGUACAAGGGUGACUUCGUCGCGAUCGGUCUUGACUGCAAGGGCGCCAAACAGAAUUUUCUCGACACGUCGACGAAUGUCGCUCGCAUGACCAGCUUUCAUAUCGAUCAACUGCCACCGGAGGACUCGAAGAGCUGGACGCGUAAGCAGUGGGACGCCAUAUCGACCUUCCUCGAGGAGAACCGGCAGAACAUAUUCUACCUCUUUGUAUUUUACGUGGUCACCAUAGCCCUCUUCGUCGAGAGAUUUAUCCAUUAUUCCUUUAUGGCGGAACACACGGAUCUCAGGCACAUAAUGGGCGUGGGAAUCGCCAUAACCAGAGGCUCUGCGGCCGCACUGUCCUUUUGUUACAGUCUCCUGUUACUAACGAUGUCGCGUAAUCUGCUGACGAAACUAAAGGAAUUCUCGAUCCAACAGUACAUCCCGCUGGACUCGCACAUACAAUUCCACAAGAUCGCAGCGUGUACGGCACUUUUCUUUUCUGUGCUGCACACGGUCGGUCACAUAGUCAACUUUUAUCACGUUUCUACGCAGCCGAUAGCGCAUCUUCGCUGUCUCACCAGUGAAAUCAGCUUUCCCAGCGACGCGCGGCCUACUAUCUCCUUUUGGCUGUUCAGAACGGUGACCGGUUUAACCGGUAUUCUCCUCUUCGUCAUCAUGACGAUCAUUUUCGUGUUCGCACACCCGACCAUACGACAGAAAGCGUACAAGUUCUUUUGGUCGACGCAUAGUCUCUACGUGGUCCUGUACGCGUUAUGCCUGAUCCACGGUUUGGCCCGUUUGACAGGCGCACCGCGUUUCUGGAUAUUCUUCGUCGGCCCGGCAAUUAUUUACGCACUGGACAAAGUCGUCAGCCUGCGAACCAAGUACAUGGCCCUGGACAUUAUCGAGACGGAAUUGCUACCCUCCGACGUGAUAAAGAUCAAAUUCUACAGGCCUCCGAACUUGAAGUACCUAUCAGGUCAGUGGGUGCGUCUCGCCUGCACCGCCUUCAGGUCCAAUGAGUUUCAUUCCUUCACGUUGACCUCGGCACCACACGAGAAUUUUCUGUCGUGCCACAUAAAAGCUCAGGGACCGUGGACUUGGAAGCUCCGCAAUUAUUUCGAUCCCUGCAAUUACAAUCCGGAGGAUGAUCAUCCGAAGAUUCGUAUAGAAGGUCCGUUCGGUGGAGGGAAUCAGGAUUGGUACAAAUUCGAGGUCGCAGUGAUGGUCGGUGGAGGCAUUGGGGUGACUCCCUACGCCUCAAUGCUCAAUGAUCUCGUGUUUGGAACGUCUACCAACAGAUAUUCGGGUGUCGCGUGCAAGAAGGUCUAUUUUUUAUGGAUCUGCCCGUCGCACAAACAUUUCGAAUGGUUUAUUGACGUUCUCAGAGACGUUGAGAGGAAAGACGUUACGGAUGUACUUGAAAUUCACAUAUUUAUCACGCAAUUUUUUCACAAGUUCGAUUUACGUACUACUAUGCUGUACAUAUGUGAGAACCACUUUCAGAGGCUAUCGAAGAAGAGUAUAUUUACCGGACUGAAGGCCAUCAAUCACUUUGGUCGACCGGACAUGACGUCGUUUUUAAAAUUUGUCCAGAAGAAACAUAGCUAUGUUAGCAAAAUAGGAGUAUUCAGCUGUGGACCGCGUCCUCUGACGAAGAGCGUCAUGUCGGCCUGCGAUGAAGUCAACAAAACGCGGCGACUGCCGUACUUCAUUCAUCACUUCGAAAACUUUGGCUAGUCGUGCACGCCGCUCCUCGUUCGUAUGAAAUAACGAACCGUCAACGUGUUUGACAACCUUUCGUCGUUGAAUCUCGACGAUUUACCACGAAAUGUACAUAUUUAUACGCUGAAACGUUGCUUUUUACUAUUUAUUAACUAUCAUGAGUAUUACAUUUCUUAUUUAUGAAUGCAAAAAAAGAUCUCUUCCUUCCCUCCUUGUUUUAUCUGUCUGAAUUUAACGUGCAGAAAAACUUAA